UGAUAUUUAAGCAGCUGUCCGACUCUCUCCUCAUCUUUCAUCCGUCUUUCCUUGGCUCUAUCUCCUUCUCAUCUCUCUCUCCCUCUUUACCAAAGACAAAGGAGGUCCUCCAUCAGCACUCAGUAUGUCCAAGGAACCAUCUUCCAACCUGGAGAAUGCCAUGCAGAUGCUGAUCAAAACCUUCCACAAGUACUCGGGGAAGGAGGGGGAUAAGUACACUCUGAGCCGGGGAGAGCUGAGAGAGAUGUUAACAGAGGAGCUGGGGAGUUACUUAGGGAACGCCCGGGAUGGAGAAGGGGUUGAGAAGGUGAUGAACGACUUGGACGCCAACAGCGACGGCGAGGUGGACUUCACAGAGUUCAUCAUCCUCAUGGGAGCUCUGACGGUGGCCUGCAAUGACUUCUUCAUGGAAUACAAGCCCGAAAAACUCAUCCACAAGCCCUUCGAAAAAAAGGAGGCAACGACAGAGGAGAUGAAAGAGUGAAGGAAAGAUGGGAGGAGGGGGAUGGACUGGGAGGAGGGAAGGGGGAGAUGGAAUGGAAGGGACAAUGAACUGUAGAGCAACAGUGAAAGGGUAUAAUUUAUGGUUGUAUGGUCAUCUUAUUCAAUUUCUAAACAGUGUAACUGCAAUGUGUGAAAAGAGGCUGAGAGAACGUCACUGUGUUAAAAAAAGUAAAGUUUAGCUGAUGUGUGUUCCCUCUGCAACUAUCCAAAUACUUUUCAUACCACAGCUAAGUCACAGGUCCGGAGUCAGUUACUCUGUGUUCUCAAAUCCAUGAGUGGCACUGUAUACCGCAGAGGUCAGCAACAGGCGCACUGCGGGCCAAAAUCGGCACACAAGUGAUUUUUAGUGGAAUUUUUUUUUUUUUUUUUUUUUUUGGUAUAUAAAAAAAUUACUGAAAUCACCAGGAAUUUAGCAAAAAAUGUGUUUAUCUUAGGAAAUCUGUUCCCAAGUAUUCCCACGAAUAAACAAAUGUGAUAUGUGAUCAAUGUAAUCAAUUACUGUUAUUUUCAAAUAAAAACU
Molecule: messenger RNA, 1024 nt
Organism: Coregonus clupeaformis (lake whitefish)
Lineage: Eukaryota; Metazoa; Chordata; Actinopteri; Salmoniformes; Salmonidae
Product: protein S100-A1-like
Exons: 3
Coding region: 125-484 (119 amino acids)
Molecular function (GO): transition metal ion binding; calcium ion binding
Source: RefSeq, a predicted model, not a curated record